Molecule: messenger RNA, 504 nt
Organism: Microdochium trichocladiopsis
Lineage: Eukaryota; Fungi; Ascomycota; Sordariomycetes; Xylariales; Microdochiaceae
Exons: 2
Coding region: 1-504 (167 amino acids)
Source: RefSeq, a predicted model, not a curated record
AUGAUACAGAUUGCCAGCUCCCUCGCUCGCUCGGGCGAAACAUGCCCUCUCUUGGUGUGUUGUGGCCUUAGCUUCUGGGGAACUCGACAAAGACCAUCCCAAGUGUCCCUGGACUUGCUGGUGCUCGGAGGUUUCGACCUCAAAUGUCCCUGGGCUACGUCGCUGAAGCUCGGAGUGUUCGAUCGCAAGAUUGAUGGUGCUUCGCGGUUGCACGGCAUGGUGGAAACGGCUGCGUGGCUCUGCGGGUGCGGACAGGACUCUUCGAGUGCUUGCUUGCGGAGUGUUGGCUCGAGCGUGGCCCGGAGCGAGUCUGCCUCAAGGACCGCUGCAGCUCAAAUGGGCGCCGUGCAGACGGCUGGGCACACUCACGUCAACUUCAUCACACGCAUACACCAUUAUUUCCGCUCAAAUAUCAACCCAUUCCUGACAGUAUGGCACCCCUACCUCAUGAUGGCAGCCUGCUCCAGCUCGCGCAAAGCUACGACAACCAGAACCCUCAACUGA